Messenger RNA from Maudiozyma barnettii, 3981 nucleotides. It is a transcript of the gene DRS2, whose product is annotated as aminophospholipid-translocating P4-type ATPase DRS2. Gene Ontology annotation, biological process: post-Golgi vesicle-mediated transport; intracellular protein transport; endocytic recycling. Gene Ontology annotation, molecular function: magnesium ion binding; ATPase-coupled intramembrane lipid carrier activity; ATP binding. Lineage: Eukaryota; Fungi; Ascomycota; Saccharomycetes; Saccharomycetales; Saccharomycetaceae. The coding region runs from base 1 to 3981 and encodes 1326 amino acids. The record is from RefSeq and is a predicted model, not a curated record. Gene Ontology annotation, cellular component: plasma membrane. The transcript has a single exon.
AUGGGAAGCGACAAUCAUCCUCAAAAGAAGGCGGAUGAUACGCUAUUUGACAUCGACUUCGUGAGUCCCGAACCUAUGAACAGCGCCCCUACGACCAAACCAUUCAGAGUCACAGAUGAUGAGAGUAUAUCCAACAUCAAUCGAGACCAUGUUAUGCCGGAAGAGACAAUUAAUUUUGACAAAAGUGACAACAUUAUAAAUGAUGAAAACCCAUUUAACGAUCAGCGCACUGUUGAUUGGGAUACAAACCAUCUGGAUGUCCAUGAACCAGACUUUUCGAGCACUCAUAAAAAUGGAUUCUUUUCAAGAUUGUUUGGUAGAAAGUCUGCAUCUGUAUCCCAGAACAAUACUUACAAUUCCGUGACUACUUCAGACUUUGAUGAUAGUUAUACCAAUUCUAGGGAUCAAUUUAAUAUCAAAAUUUUAUUCAAUAAAUAUAUUCUCAGGAAAAAUAUUUCAGAUUCCAUUGAUGCAACAAAACCAAGAAUUAUUAACAUGAAUGACAGACAAUCAAAUGGUGAAUUUUCCUAUUGCGAUAAUCAUAUUUCAACAACCAAGUAUAAUGUCGCUACUUUCCUUCCAAAAUUUUUAUUUCAGGAGUUCUCAAAGUACGCCAACUUAUUCUUUCUAUGCACUUCUGCAAUUCAACAAGUUCCAAAUGUUUCACCAACUAACAGAUAUACAACAAUCCUUACUUUAAUGUGCGUGUUAAUUGUCUCCGCAAUGAAAGAAAUCAUUGAAGAUACCAAGAGAGCCACUUCAGAUAAAGAGUUGAACAAUUCAAGUGUCGAGAUUUAUAAUGAUGGUGAAUUUAUUAAAAAAAGAUGGAUUGACAUUAAAGUAGGUGAUAUUAUAAAAGUAAAUUCCGAAGAAGCAAUUCCCGCAGACCUGAUUAUCCUGUCGUCAUCUGAACCGGAGGGGCUAUGUUACAUAGAGACUGCGAACCUUGAUGGUGAAACCAAUUUGAAAAUAAAACAAUCGAAAACAGAAACAUCAAAUUUUAUUGACUCUAGACAACUAAAAUCUCUAAACGGUAAAAUUCUCUCUGAACAACCAAACUCAAGUUUAUAUACCUACGAAGGUACCAUGGAACUAGGUAACCAAAAAAUCCCACUAUCACCAGAGCAGAUGAUUUUGAGAGGGGCAACCUUGAGAAAUACAGCAUGGAUAACUGGGCUAGUCAUUUUCACUGGCCAUGAAACGAAACUAAUGCGUAAUGCAACUGCUACUCCUAUCAAGAGGACUGCUGUGGAGAGGGUUAUAAAUAUGCAGAUUAUCGCAUUGUUCGGUGUUCUUAUAGUGCUAAUUUUAAUUUCUUCAAUUGGUAACGUCAUUAUGAGUAGUGCCUCAAAAAAUUUAUCUUAUUUGUACCUAGAAGGGACUAGUAAAGUUGGUCUCUUCUUCAAGGAUUUUCUAACUUUCUGGAUUUUGUUUUCUAAUCUAGUCCCUAUUUCAUUAUUUGUCACAGUAGAAUUAAUCAAAUAUUACCAAGCCUUCAUGAUAGGUUCAGAUUUAGAUUUAUACUAUGAAGAAACUGAUACACCAACUGUCGUCCGUACCUCCUCCCUAGUUGAAGAACUUGGACAAAUCGAAUAUAUAUUUAGUGACAAAACUGGUACCCUUACAAGAAACAUCAUGGAAUAUAAAUCAUGCUCUAUUGCAGGUCAUUGUUAUAUCGAAACCAUACCUGAGGAUAGAAAAGCAAGCAUAGAAGAUGGCAUUGAAAUUGGUUAUCGUAGUUUUGAGGAUAUGAAGAAACGUUUACAUGAUGGUAAUGAUGCAGAAGAAGCUCACACGAUCGAUAUGUUUUUGACAUUGUUAGCUAUUUGCCAUACGGUCAUUCCAGAAGACAUUGGUAAUGGACAAAUUAAAUACCAAGCUGCUUCACCGGAUGAAGGAGCCUUGGUUCAAGGGGCUUCUGAUCUUGGUUACAAGUUCAUUAUUAGAAAGCCAAAUUCUGUUACAGUUUUGAUAGAUUCUGGUGAGGAGAAACAAUUCGAAUUACUGAAUAUUUGUGAAUUUAAUUCUACUAGAAAGAGGAUGAGUGCAAUUUUCAGGUUCCCAGAUGGUUCAAUAAAAUUAUUAUGUAAAGGUGCUGAUACUGUCAUAUUAGAAAGACUGGGCCCAAAUAAUACGUAUGUUGAACUGACCACUAGACAUUUGGAAGACUACGCAUCAGAAGGUUUAAGAACAUUAUGCUUAGCGUACCGUGACAUCCCAGAGCAAGAAUAUACUAGUUGGAAAGUAACAUACGACGAAGCUGCUACCACUAUGGAAAAUAGAAGUGACAAACUGGAUGCAGCAGCUGAAUUGAUAGAGAAAGAUUUGACAAUGAUCGGUGCUACGGCAAUUGAGGAUAAACUACAAGACGAGGUUCCUGAUACAAUCCACACACUUCAACAAGCUGGCAUUAAGAUUUGGGUAUUGACUGGUGAUAGGCAAGAAACUGCAAUUAAUAUUGGUAUGAGUUGUCGUCUAUUAGCUGAAGAUAUGAACUUAUUAAUCGUCAAUGAAGAAACAAAAGAAGAUACAAGAAAUAAUUUGAUGGAAAAGAUCAAUGCAUUACAUGAGCAUGAUAUAUCGGAACAUGAAAGAGACACAUUGGCUCUUGUUAUUGAUGGUAAAUCGUUGGGUUUCGCACUUGAACAAGAUCUAGAAGAUUAUCUGCUAUAUGUUGGUAAACUCUGCAAAGCUGUCAUUUGUUGUCGUGUGUCCCCCCUACAGAAAGCAUUGGUGGUGAAGAUGGUCAAAAGAAAAACUUCUUCGCUAUUACUCGCAAUUGGUGACGGUGCAAAUGAUGUUAGCAUGAUCCAAGCUGCUCACGUUGGUGUAGGUAUAAGUGGUAUGGAAGGUAUGCAAGCUGCUCGUUCAGCAGAUAUUGCUAUUGGCCAAUUUAAAUUCUUGAAAAAAUUGUUGAUUGUUCACGGUUCAUGGUCAUAUCAAAGAAUAUCAAUGGCUAUUUUGUACUCAUUUUACAAAAAUACAGCUCUUUAUAUGACACAAUUUUGGUAUGUUUUUGCAAAUGGGUUUUCAGGUCAAUCAAUAAUGGAGUCAUGGACUAUGAGUUUUUAUAAUUUAUUCUUUACAGUCUUACCUCCAUUUGUGAUGGGUGUAUUUGAUCAAUUUGUUAGUAGUAGACUUUUAGAACGUUACCCUCAAUUAUACAAGCUUGGUCAAAAGGGCCAAUUCUUCUCUGUUACUAUUUUUUGGUCUUGGAUUAUCAAUGGUUUUUACCAUUCUGCCGUUGUGUUUAUUGGCACCAUUCUAUUUUACAGAUAUGGAUCUGCCUUGAACAUGCAUGGUGAAGUUGCGGAUCACUGGACUUGGGGUGUUUCCAUUUAUACCACAAGUAUUUUAAUUGUGCUAGGUAAAGCCGCACUAAUCACUAAUCAAUGGACAAAGUUCACCUUUUUAGCAAUUCCAGGGUCAUUUAUAUUUUGGCUGGUUUUCUUCCCAAUAUAUGGUUCUAUUUUUCCAUACGCAAGUAUUUCGAGAGAAUAUUUCGGAGUAGUUCCACAUACCUAUAGAUCGGGUGUCUUUUGGUUGACUUUAUUAGUUUUACCAAUAUUUGCUCUAUUAAGAGACUUUGCAUGGAAAUAUUAUAGAAGAAUGUACGUACCAGAAACAUACCAUCUUGUUCAAGAAAUGCAGAAAUACAACAUCAAUGAUUACAGACCACACAUCCAACAUUUCCAGGAUGCUAUUCGUAAAGUGAGACAGGUACAAAGAAUGAAGAAACAAAGAGGGUUUGCAUUUUCCCAAGCUGAAGAAGGUGGCCAGGAGAAGAUUAUCAGGAUGUAUGAUACUACACUUAAGAGAGGUAAGUUCGGCGAAUUGGCAGAUGCUUCGACCAAUGUGUUUGGCGAUAAUGCAGUCAACAAUGACACAUUGACAGGAAAUUACGAAGUUGUAGAUAAUAUAUCAUUACCAGAUAAUCCAUUUGCAGAUACGACCACUCAGAAAGACCUUUUUGAUAUAUAA